AUGGAUCCUCAAGAGGUAGAGUCGAGCGAUAGGAAGCUGAUAACCUAUGUCGCGGAACAACAUUGUGUCCUCUGCCGAAAUAAGGUCCCAAUGUGUAACGUUGAGUGCCGAGCAUAUGAUAUUAGAGACGACAUUGCAAAAUACUUGCCAUGGGAGACGACGGUACUGGCUUUAGGCUUCAUGGACGCUAGAAUUAGUCGGAAACCGGACCUCCUCCCUCAUGUCUUCUGUUUCGAGAUCGAUAUAGUUUAUCUAGAUGCCGUUUAUCAAACAGAUCGGGAUAUACCCAUUGGUUUCGAACCUUUCAAAUCUUCAAACACUGCUGGGCUUGUUUUCUUCAUACAUUCCGCGUGCUGGAAACUCGCCCAAAUGGUAGAGAAAAAGCCUUCACGCGAUGACCUAUACAAUCUUGGGCUGCAACUAAGUGAAACCAUGCCCAGGGACUGCUUGAAGGCGCCAAAUCCGUGGCACCUGGCCUCAUUUGCAAGCGGUAGCAAUAUUGUCGACUCAGAAUGGAAAUCAUUGCUCUUGAAAUGUGCUCAGCUGCCCGUCGAACUACAGGGGAAAAUCUUAAACUACGCUAAUGUAGAUAAAGCUGCAUUUUCAUUGUUGACAGGCGUCACGACAUGUUCGCUUGGUCGUCUUUCAUCUUCCACAGUAAUUCCGCAUCCUGACCGCGCCCCAGACCUCGUACCCGAUUCCAAUACAAACGCUACUCAUCUCUGUGCCUCUUUCACCAAUAUAUUCGGGGUUGACUACUUGUGCCAUGUCGAAAUUCUCAACGCGCCAGUUGGUUGUGAUGCUUUGAACCGUCGAUGUGCUUGUAUUGAAGCCAACACGAACCAAAUCUGCAAAAUUGAAUUCAUCCUUGGCCUAAUCGGCAUAUCGGCUGUCAGAUUCUAUUUUCUUGACGAAUCCAAAUCCUCUUGGUUGGGAAGCACAGCGCAGGGAUGGCGCUGCGGACCACUCAAUGUCACGCUCCAGGACAUCAGUCUUUUAAAGAAUGGCCACAAGAGUGUUCUCAAGCAACUAGCCGAUAUAUAUAAUCGUCACUUCAGCCGCGUGAGGGAUUCAAAAGAGCUACCAAUACCACUCCUUUGGAACGUUGCCCGGGACUUACCUGGCUCGGGAGAAUCAUUUGUCGGCGACAUGUACGAAGGACCAUACUUCAAGGUGCUAAAAGAUUUUACGCCGCAAGCGAUGUGUAGUUACUUGCCUUUGCGAGAAAAUGGCAGUUGCGUUAAGGGCAUAACAGUGUAUGCUUGCGACAAAGGCACUAACGGCAUUAUUGUUCAUAAGAGGAGCUCUGACGUGGCAAUUUCAGUAUCUGGCCGACAAGGGCUACCGACAUCUUUUUAUUUUCAAGAAGGCGAGGAGAUUGUAACACUAGGUUUGAUGGCUGUCGACACUUUCGAUCAGCAUGGCCCGUAUCUUUUGCUCAGAACAAAUCGACAGCGUCUUGUAUAUUUCGGGCCUCCGUUGCUGCUCCGAGAGGAAGGUGCCAGAUACUUGUCCUUGACACCUAAUCGCUUGAAGCAGGGAUGCACCGUUGCAGGCAUGAUAGUGAAUACUCUGCUGAUGGCAAAGGAAAGCUUUACAAUGUUCGGAGUUCACUGCGAGCCCAGGGAUAACUCUGGUACAACAGGGGAAAUAACGCCAUUGUCUGAGCGGCAAGUCUCUCUACCGGCGGUGCCACAGAUAGUGUUUGAAAGCUGGUGGUGUGAUGAAGGAAGGGCAACGACAGCGAAGCUGAGUCAAAUAAAGCAGCUGAGCGUUCAAAAAACGCAUGUUGUCGAUGGAAAGCCCGAAUUCGGCCUCCGUUUUGCUGGAUUAUUGAUCCAUCAUACUGAUGAGACGAUCGAGGCUCUUGGACGUUGGGAUGGCUCUUUAACCGUACCGUCUGAGAUUAUUUACGAUUCUGAGAUUGAUGGGGAACUUUAUCGCCUAGUCUUCCAUCUGACUUUCAAAAGGGAUUUGUACAAUGGCACUGAGACCUCUUACUACAUGUCUAACAUCGUCGCACAUUCUAGCCGUCCUCGAAGACAGCAAGUAGUUCAAGCACCGCAAUUUGUGCAAGAACAACCAGAGCCUGAAGAACUGGAACCCGAAGAUAUCCAAGAAAACGCACAUCCAGCCGAAAAAACACUCGAUUGCGAUACAUGCUCGGAGCAGCCAUUGGUUACCUGGUGCUUUACUGAAAAGGUUGACCACAUUGAAGUUUGCUCCGGCGAAACGAUGGACUUCGAGCUGCAAGAGUAUAGGGGGGCAUCAAAGCUAUGCAAGGUAGAGUGA
This is a messenger RNA of Trichoderma asperellum CBS 433.97, 2292 nucleotides long. RefSeq lists its product as uncharacterized. The record is from RefSeq and is a predicted model, not a curated record. NCBI's taxonomy places the organism in Eukaryota, Fungi, Ascomycota, Sordariomycetes, Hypocreales, Hypocreaceae.